AUUGUUUCAUGAUUAAACUCCCAAGAGUUUUGUACUUGGAUGUUAACGAGGAGUAUGAAACAAUAUCACUUUCAGUAUUUGGGGAAAAUGUACCGAAUUUAUCUAUAUUUACUUGUGAUUUUGUCCCGAAAUUUAAUGCAUCAAGCAAGAUCAAAACACCAAAACUGGAAAAAUAUCACUCACCACAACUAUUAAGUUACAAAGAUAGUCGCUCAGUUAUUUUAACAUGGAAAAUGGAAUCUGACUGCACUCUGGGAUUGUACUCACUUCGAUGUGUUGUACAGAUUAAUAAUACCACACAUACAGUUGAAUCGGAACAAGACGGCUCAAUAUUUAUACUCAAUUCGAACACUCAGAGAAUAGUGAAUGGUGAACCAACAACAAUACGACUUGGAAGUCAACAAAAGAUUGAACUGAAGCUGAAGGGUUUUCCGCCCAUGAAAUAUGAGUUAUCUUGUUGGGGAUUUAGUGGGAAUAGGAUAUCUCGGUUUCCAACAAGGAGAAUCGCUGAUGAUGUUAUUCAAUGUGAUAUAUCUCAAGUAAAUAUUUGUGAAUUUAACAUGACCGUGCAAACAAGCAAGAAAUUUGAUCAAAGGUUUGGUCCUGAAGUCCAGAAACAAAUAAAAAUGGUGUCUUAUCUGCCUGCAGUACUUUCAGCGUAUUUAACUACGGACCUUUUGGAAAUUCAUAUAAAUUUCAAUACAAGCAUGGUACUUACAACCAAUAACUGUUCUCUUAUCUUUGAUGCAUCUACCAUACAACUGUACGGAUUAAAUGUUUUGGGAAAUUAUCCGGGCCUUCUUUCGACUAAUGCAUCUAUAACUGUGAAAACAACAACAGCACCACUUAUGGCAUUUAUUCCAUCCUUAUAUCAAGUUUAUUUCAACCAAACCUUCUGUAUAGAUGGUUCAUUAUCUGCUGAUUUGGGACGACAACAAGGAGAACUGAAGUUCUUAUGGAUCUGUUCAAAAAACAAUAGUAAUGGAUGUUAUGUUCGUGACAGGGGCGGUAGAGGGUACAUUCGGCUAGAACAAUGGCUGCAAGAAACUACAGCGCCAUCUAUAUGCAUUCCAGGUGGAUUAUUAAACUCUGGACUUUACAAGUUCACACUUACAGUGUCCAAAGACGUUCGGAAGAACAUUCACACAUGUGUUGUUGAACUUAAAGAAAAGAAUGAUGGUGUCGAAGUAAUCAUUCAACGUGUUACUGAACCUGACCAAAGCACGUUAUUAAACGCUAUUGUUCGUAGCAAUACCUAUAAAUUUUUCGCUUGGAAAUUAAUGGAAAAUGGUUUUUACAGGACCAGGUUUAUUGCAAAUCAUAAAACUGUCACUUUCCGUGGUUACGUAUCUGUUCCUCUUUACUAUUUCUCAUUACCUUAUAAAGAAUUUGGACAAAUAAAAUGUUUGGCUGUUCGAUACUCGUACCAGUUAUUACAAAAAGGCCAGUGUGUGGAAAUAUUAUAUAAAAGUCCUCCAAGAAAUGGUGUUUUAAAGGAGAUCCAAGAUCCCUGA
Limulus polyphemus (Atlantic horseshoe crab) is the source of this 1514-nucleotide messenger RNA. RefSeq lists its product as uncharacterized. The annotation marks the transcript as partial. The transcript is spliced from 8 exons. Lineage: Eukaryota; Metazoa; Arthropoda; Merostomata; Xiphosura; Limulidae. The record is from RefSeq and is a predicted model, not a curated record.